AUGUUGGGGUCCAGAUGGGCUGGGAAGAGUUCAUCAGGAAACACCAUCCUGGGCAGAAAGGAGUUUGACCUGAGGACAUCUGCUCAGUGUGUGAAGAGACAGGGAGAAGUAGCAGGGAGGCAGGUCACUGUGGUCGACACUCCAGGAUGGUGGGAGAAUUACCCUAUAGAGAAGACUCCUGAGCUGAUUAAACAGGAGAUCAUGCUCAGUGUGUCUCUGUGUCCCCCAGGACCCCACACUCUCCUCCUGGUCAUACGAGUGGAUAGAUCAUUCACUGAGGAACACAGAAGAUCAAUAGAGGAACACCUGGGUCUUCUCAGUGAGCUGGUCUGGAGUCACACUAUAGUGUUGUUCACCUGGGGGGACUCUCUGGGAGACACAACCAUUGAACAGCACAUUGAGAGUGAAGGGAAGGACCUCCAGUGGCUUGUUGAGAAAUGUGGAAACAGGUAUCAUGUUCUCAACAAUAAGAACAGGGGUGAUGGAACUCAGGUCACAGAGCUGCUGGAGAAGAUCGAGGAGAUGUUGGCAAGAAACAGAGGAGGACAUUAUGAGAUAAACAGAGAGAUACUGGAGAAGAUAGAAGAGAGAAGGAUGACAGAGAAAGAAAGAGGGAAACAGAGACUGAUGAAGGUGAAGGAACAGAGACAGAGCCUCAGAUCACUAAUGGUCUCCUCUCUGUCAUGUGACUCCCUCCAUAUCUAAGAUCGGAGGAUUAUCCUGUUGGGGUCCAGAAUAUCUGGGAAGAGUUCAUCAGGAAACACCAUCCUGGGCAGAGAGGAGUUUGACCUGAGGACAUCUGCUCAGUGUGUGAAGAGACAGGGAGAAGUAGCAGGGAGGCAGGUCACUGUGGUCGACACUCCAGGAUGGUGGAGGAAUUACCCAAUAGAGAUGACUUCUGAGCUGAUUAAACAGGAGAUCAUGCUCAGUGUGUCUCUGUGUCCUCCAGGACCCCACACUCUCCUCCUGGUCAUAUGGGUGGAUAGAUCAUUCACUGAGAAACACAGAAGAUCAAUAGAGGAACACCUGGGUCUUCUCAGUGAACUGGUCUGGAAUCACACUAUAGUGUUUUUCACCAGAGGGGACUUUCUGGGAGACACAAGCAUUGAAGAACACAUUGAGUGUGAAGGGAAGAACCUCCAGUGGCUUGUUGAGAAAUGUGGAAACAGGUAUCAUGUUCUCAACAAUAUGAACAGGGGUGAUGGAACUCAGGUCACAGAACUGCUGGAGAAGAUAGAGGAGAUGGUGGCAGGAAACAGAGGAGGACAUUAUGAGAUGAACAGAGAGAUACUGGAGAAGGUAGAAGAGAAAAGGACGAAAGAGAAAGAAAGAGUGAAACAGAGACUGAUGAAGGUGAAAGAACAGAGACAGACUCUCAGAUCACUAAUGGGUGACUCCUUCCAUCUCUCAGAUCUGAGGAUUGUCCUUCUGGGAUACAGACAAUCUGGGAAGAGUUCAUCAGGAAACACCAUCCUGGGCAGAGAGGAGUUUGAACUGAGGACAUCUGCUCUGUGUGUGAAGAGACAGGGAGAAGUAGCAGGGAGGCAGGUCACUGUGGUCGACACUCCAGGAUGGUGGGAGAGUUACCCAAUAGAGAUGACUCCUGAGCUGAUUAAACAGGAGAUCAUGCUCAGUGUGUCUCUGUGUCUCCCAGGACCCCACAUUCUCCUCCUGGUCAUACAGGUGGAUGUUUCAUUCACUGAGAAACACAGAAGAUCAGUAGAGGAACACCUGGGUCUUCUCAGAGAGCUGGUCUGGAGUCACACUAUAGUGUUGUUCACCAGGGGGGACUGUCUGGGAGAUACAAGCAUUGAACAGCACAUUGAGAGUGAAGGGAAGGACCUCCAGUGGCUUGUUGAGAAAUGUGGAAACAGGUAUCAUGUUCUCAACAAUAUGAACAGGGGUGAUGGAACUCAGGUCACAGAUCUGCUGGAGAGGAUAGAGGAGAUGGUGGCAGGAAACAGAGGAGGACAUUAUGAAAUGAACAGAGAGAUACUGGAGAAGGUACAAGAGAGAAGGAAGAAAGAGAAAGAAAGAGUGAAACAGAGACUGAUGAAGGUGAAGGAACAGAGACAGACUCUCAGAUCACUAAUGGGUGACUCCUUCCAUCUCUCAGAUCUGAGGAUUGUCCUUCUGGGAUACAGACAAUCUGGGAAGAGUUCAUCAGGAAACACCAUCCUGGGCAGAGAGGAGUUUGAACUGAGGACAUCUGCUCUGUGUGUGAAGAGACAGGGAGAAGUAGCAGGGAGGCAGGUCACUGUGGUCGACACUCCAGGAUGGUGGGAGAGUUACCCAAUAGAGAUGACUCCUGAGCUGAUUAAACAGGAGAUCAUGCUCAGUGUGUCUCUGUGUCUCCCAGGACCCCACAUUCUCCUCCUGGUCAUACAGGUGGAUGUUUCAUUCACUGAGAAACACAGAAGAUCAGUAGAGGAACACCUGGGUCUUCUCAGAGAGCUGGUCUGGAGUCACACUAUAGUGUUGUUCACCAGGGGGGACUGUCUGGGAGAUACAAGCAUUGAACAGCACAUUGAGAGUGAAGGGAAGGACCUCCAGUGGCUUGUUGAGAAAUGUGGAAACAGGUAUCAUGUUCUCAACAAUAUGAACAGGGGUGAUGGAACUCAGGUCACAGAUCUGCUGGAGAGGAUAGAGGAGAUGGUGGCAGGAAACAGAGGAGGACAUUAUGAAAUGAACAGAGAGAUACUGGAGAAGGUACAAGAGAGAAGGAAGAAAGAGAAAGAAAGAGUGAAACAGAGACUGAUGAAGGUGAAGGAACAGAGACAGACUCUCAGAUCACUAAUGGGUGACUCCUUCCAUCUCUCAGAUCUGAGGAUUGUCCUUCUGGGAUACAGACGAUCUGGGAAGAGUUCAUCAGGAAACACCAUCCUGGGGAGAGAGGAGUUUGACCUGAGGACAUCUGCUCAGUGUGUGAAGAGACAUGGAGAAGUAGCAGGGAGGCAGGUCACUGUGGUCGACACUCCAGGAUGGUGGGAAUAUGAUUCUCUAAAGGAGACUCCUGAGCUGGUUAAACAGGAGAUCAUGCUCAGUGUGUCUCUGUGUCCCCCAGGACCCCACACUCUCCUCCUGGUCUUACGGGUGGAUGUAUCAUUCACUGAGGAACACAGAAGAUCAGUAGAAGAACACCUGGGUCUUCUCAGUGAGUUGGUCUGGAGUCACACUAUAGUGUUGUUCACCAGGGGGGACUCUUUGGGAGACACAAGCACUGAAGAACACAUUGAGAGUGAAGGGAAGGACCUCCAGUGUCUUGUUGAAAAAUGUGGAAACAGGUAUCAUGUUCUCAACAAUAAGAACAGGGGUGAUGGAACUCAGGUCACAGAUCUGCUGGAGAAGAUAGAGGAGAUGGUGUCAGGAAACAGAGGAGGACAUUAUGAGAUGAACAGAGAGAUCCUGGAGAAGAUAGAAGUGAUGAAGAGAAAGAAAGUAGAACGAGCUGAUGAGAGAACAAAGACUACAAGUAAUCUGAGAGAAAUACAACAAACAUUUAUUGAUAAGUCCCUUAAACUCUUACCUCUGAGGAUUGUCCUGUUGGGGUCCAGAUGGGCUGGGAAAAGUUCAUCAGGAAACACCAUCCUGGGCAGAGAGGAGUUUAUCAUGAGGACAUCUGCUCAGUGUGUGAAGAGACAGGGAGAAGUAGCAGGGAGGCAGGUCACUGUGGUCGACACUCCAGGAUGGUGGGAGAAUUACCCUAUAGAGAUGACUCCUGAGCUGAUUAAACAGGAGAUCAUGCUCAGUGUGUCUCUGUGUUCCCCAGGACCCCACAUUCUCCUCCUGGUCUUACAGGUGGAUACAUCAUUCACUGAGAGACACAGAAGAUCAAUAGAGGAACACCUGGGUCUUCUCAGUGAGCUGGUCUGGAGUCACACUAUAGUGUUGUUCACCAGGGGGGACUGUCUGGGAGACACAACUAUUGAGCAACACAUUGAAGGUGAAGGGAAGGACCUCCAGUGGCUUGUUGAGAAAUGUGGAAACAGGUAUCAUGUUCUCAACAAUAAGAACAGGGUUGAUGGAACUCAGGUCACAGAGCUGCUGGAGAAGAUCGAGGAGAUGGUGGCAGGAAACAGUGGAGAUUACUUUGUUAUUUACCCUAAAAUGGGCAAAGAAAAAAUAAACUUUGGUCCUGAGGAGCCCCCCACUCCAUUAGAGGACACAGACCAUCAUCUUGCCAGUAGGAUGGGUUUGGAUGAGCUGUGGAAGAAACCAUCACUGCCAAUAAAGGGAGCUAGGAGCAUAGAACUUCCUCCUCCAAGCAUGAGUGGAGACAGCAGACCUGAGACUGCCUAUGAUGAACAGAUGUCUGAAGGUGGAACCAGAGUUAAAAAUAUAAUAAAAGGGAUGGAUGAGCUGUGGAAGAGACCAUCACUGCCAAUAAAGGGAGCUAGGAGCAUAGAACUUCCUCCUCCAAGCAUGAGUGAAGACACCAUACCAGAGUCUGGAUAUGAUGAGGAACCGAUAUCUGAGUGCGGAACCCUAGUUGAAAGUAAAAUGAAAGGGAUGAGUUUGGAGGAGAUGUGGAAGAAACCAUCACUGCCAAUAAAGGGAGCUAGGAGCAUAGAACAUCCUCCUCCAAGUUUGAGCAGCAGAUCUGAGUCUGGAUUUAACUCUGAACAAAGGUCUGAGGGUGCAUCAGUAGCAGAAUCUCUGCAAAACCCAAAGAAAAGGAUGUUAGACUUCAUCUCUGAGGAUCCAAAAGUUCUUCAGUAAUAGACUGAUAUCAUGUUGUGGUUCUUCAGUUGUAGACUGGUAUCAUGUCUUUGGGUGAAAUUUCUUUAUACAAAGGUUAAUUAUUCUGUCCUGAAAUGUCUUUAUACAAAGGUUACAUCUAUGUUCUUAUGUCCAGUCCUUAGUGUAACAAUGUUUGAAUAGAAUAAUACUUUUUUGGAUGAUUAUUUAUUUUUUCUUUGGACAACUUUCAUUCAAGGGAUUAUUUGAGUGUAAGAUCAAGCUGAUCAACAACAAUAUUUUCCACAGACUUUUUUGUUCAUAUUUACCAAGGGUGCCAAUAAUUCUGGAGGGCACUGUACAAUGUAAUUCCACGAUCUAGGAACACACAACCAACAAAAAACACAGGAUAUUAUACACACUGUGGUGACGUGUGUCCAGCCAGUGAGUCCAUGGAUUUACAUCUGUGUCCUGAUGAUACAGGUUGAAAGUACAAAUAAUAACAAAAUAGCAAUAGCACAUAUGUAUUUAAAAGCUUAGGACAAGGGCCAUGGAUGAAUUAAAAAUAAAUAAAUGUUGUGUUCAGAAUGUAUUAAUGAAUACACAACACAAGGUUCUGCUGCUGGGGGCC
Esox lucius (northern pike) is the source of this 5308-nucleotide messenger RNA. RefSeq lists its product as uncharacterized. Lineage: Eukaryota; Metazoa; Chordata; Actinopteri; Esociformes; Esocidae. Gene Ontology annotation, molecular function: GTP binding. The record is from RefSeq and is a predicted model, not a curated record. The transcript has 12 exons.